ACAUUCCACACACGCCUGUCACUUUAAGCCGCCUGGCUGUCCCCAGGAACUGCUCAUUCCACAUUCUCGGGGUGGUGGGGUGGGUGGGGUGCUGGCACGCCCUCCAAGGAGGACUUACAGGAGCGGGGCGUUCCCUGGCAGGGGAGCUGGGCCUCGCCACCCGCCGGCCUCAUGGCCCUGCUGCUCCUGGGGCUCCUGGGGCUCCUGGUGCUCUGGGGGCUGCUGCGCUCCUGCACCUGCAGCCCCUCCCCAGCCCCUCGCUGGCCCCCGGGGCAGGACCAGUCCCUGAUGGAGCUCGCAGACCAGUAUGGGCCAGUGUUCACUGUCCAUCUGGGGAGCCAGAAGAUGGUGGUGCUGACCGGCUAUGAGGCAGUGAGGGAGGCCCUGGUGGGCACCGGGCAGAAGCUGGCCGGCCGCCCCCCCAUUGCCAUCUUCCAGCUCAUCCAGGGAGGCGGAGGCAUCUUCUUCUCGUCUGGGGUGCGCUGGAGGGCCGCCCGCCAGCUCACCGUGCGCACCCUCCACGGCCUGGGCGUGGGGAGGGCAACCGUGGCCAACAAGGUCCUGCAGGAGCUGAGGUGCCUCACGGGGCAGCUGGACAGCUACAGAGGCCAGCCCUUCCCGCUGGCCCUGCUCGGCUGGGCUCCCUCCAACAUCACCUUCACGCUCCUCUUCGGCCAGCGGUUCGACUAUUGUGACCCUGUGUUCGUGUCCCUGCUGGGCCUCACCGAUGAGGUCAUGGUCCUCCUGGGGGCACCCAGCCUGCAGCUCUUCAACGUCUUCCCCUGGCUUGGAGCCCUCCUCCAGCUGCACCGCCCAGUCCUGCGUAAGAUCGAGGAAGUUCGGGCCAUCCUGAGGACCCUUCUGGAGGCACGGCGGCCCCACAUGACUGCGCAGGGCCCCGUGCAGAGCUACCUGGACGCCCUGAUCCAGCAGGGACAGGGGAACGAUCCUGAGGGCCUGUUUGCCGAGGCCAACGUGGUGGCCUGCGCCCUGGACAUGGUCAUGGCUGGCACGGAGACCACUUCCUCCACGCUGCAGUGGGCCGCCCUGCUGAUGGCCAAGCACCCACAGGUGCAGGGCCGGGUGCAGGAAGAGCUGGACUGUGUGCUGGGGCCUGGGCGGCCCCCCAGGCCGGAGGACCAGCAGGCCCUGCCCUACACCAACGCUGUGCUGCACGAGGUCCAGCGGUACAUCACCCUCCUGCCCCACAUGCCCCGGUGCACCACGGCUGACACCCGACUGGGCAGCUACCUGCUCCCCAAGGGCACGCCCGUGGUGCCCCUGCUGAGCUCCGUGCUCCUGGACAAGACGCAGUGGGACACCCCGCGCCAGUUCAACCCGGGCCACUUCCUGGACGCUGACGGGCGCUUCGUGAAGCGGGCGGCCUUCCUGCCUUUCUCCGCAGGCCGCCGCGUCUGUGUGGGGGAGAGCCUGGCCAGGUCGGAGCUCUUCCUGCUGUUCGUGGGCCUCCUCCAGAGGUACCACCUCCUGCCCCCGCCCGGCCUCAGCCCCGCCACCCUGGACACCACGCCCGCCCCAGCCUUCACCAUGCGGCCGCCAGCCCAGGCCCUGUGCGCGGUGUCCAGGCUGCAGGGGCGCUGACUGAGGGAGGCCUGGCCUGACUGCAGGAUAAACUCCUGGCUCUGGGGUGCCGAGGGUGACGGGGCAGCAUGGAUGGACGGAAAGACGGCCCCUUGCUGGACUCUUUGCUGCGGCCACCAUGGGCUGGGCAGCCUCACCCAGGCACCAAGGUGGGCAGGGGAGCCCCACUCCCGCCCUGAACGCCCCACCCGGCCUGAUCCUGUUCCUUCUGAGGCCCCGGGCCCCAGACCCCAGGGCAUCAGCCGCUGCUCUGUCCACACCAGACACCCCCACCCCCAAUGGUGCAGCCUCACCUCAUCACACCCCAUGCAGGCCUCCCCUGGGCUUCCCACUGCUCCCUCUCCUGUGUCCCCUCUACACUGCCCCCAUCUGGCUCCCACCAGGGUCACGUAGCCAGGCAAACCCCCGCCAGGCACAGGGCUGCCGCCCACCUGCAGUCGGAGGUGCAGGGAGGUGGCAGGGGGCAGCUGGGCCCCAGGGUGACAUCCACGCGGAGGCCAGACUCAGGCCAGCGUUCUCGGCUCUCUCUGCCAUGGAGCCAGGCCCCUGAGCCCCAGGGGAACCACAGAGAUGUCCCAGGUGGGAGACGGGCUGGUUGAGGGACAGCUACCACCCAGAGAGUGACAGAGGGGGCUUGGGCGGGAGGGGUGAGUAGGAGUUUGCAGGGAGGUCACCUCCAAGAGCCUUUUCUCUGGUCCAGUCUGACCCCACACCGUUGUCCCUCAUUGCGCCUGCCCCCGGGCCCUUCCAGGACUGAAGCCCUGGCGUCUCAGAGCCCAGAACUGGCUCUCUGCUCUCCACGGAGGCAGCCUCUCUUGAGGAGGAGCACCCGAGGAGCCGGCUGGCAGUGGGCGGCGGGCAGGGGUCUAAGCCACGGCAGGGGGUUAGCGGCGCUGGUGGGUUCCGCGCAAACAGCGAAGGUGACACUGACACCUUCUCCACGUCUUCUCCCUGGUGAGCUGGAUGCUGCCAAACGAGGACUGGACUGGAAGGAGAGCAGGGCUGGGGGUACACAGAGGAAGCCCCUGCUCCCAGCUGGCGGUCAAAGGGCCUUCCUGGAGGGUGGGGACGGGGAACAUCAGAUUAGCACGAAUUAGUCUGGCCAGACCAGGUGUUGGUGAUGAAGGGAGUGGGGUUCUGGGAGAAGGGGGAGUGGGAGGCCUCCGAGUCACCGCGUCCCUGGAGAAAAGAAGGCUGGGUGGCCGGCAGGGAGCCCUCGCUGUGUCCUCUUCUUGUGGGUUUGACGUGACCGGGGUCCGAGGCGGGGCGGAGGGAGCCCGCCUCGCCCAGGGCGCGGCUGCAGGGCAUGAAGGCUGCGGCAGACCCUCCAGGAAGCUGCUGUUUGAAGAGUGGGCUGUGGCGGGAGGCGGCGGUAAAACUUUUGGGAGAGAAGGCGCUAGCAUCGCAGGGCCCCGUCCGUGCGCCUCCCAGAGGACCCAGGCCCGGGUGGCAGGACUCGGAAGCCAAGACGCGUAUUUUCAUAGCUUUUAAGAACAGGCGUCAAAAUGAACCACUUUCAAAGGUGACUUUUAAGUUUUCUCAAAAGAACCCAGUUAAUU
Molecule: messenger RNA, 3161 nt
Organism: Vicugna pacos (alpaca)
Lineage: Eukaryota; Metazoa; Chordata; Mammalia; Artiodactyla; Camelidae
Source: RefSeq, a predicted model, not a curated record